Messenger RNA from Arabidopsis arenosa, 600 nucleotides. Lineage: Eukaryota; Viridiplantae; Streptophyta; Magnoliopsida; Brassicales; Brassicaceae. The record is from the annotation of a GenBank genome assembly.
CAUCUUCUUCUUCUCAGCUUUUAGGGUUUCCAUUGUUCCGAUCAACAAAUUAGCUUCAAUGUCUACGAAUUCCAAUUGCACCGUCUACAUAGGAAACGUAGACGAGAGAGUAAGCGAUAGGGUUUUGUAUGAUAUCAUGAUUCAAGCUGGUAGAGUAAUCGAUCUACACAUUCCUCGUGAUAAAGAAACUGAUAAACCUAAAGGCUUUGCCUUUGCUGAGUAUGAGACUGAAGAAAUCGCCGAUUAUGCCGUUAAGCUUUUCUCCGGUCUUGUUUCGCUCUAUAAUCGGAAUCUGAAGUUCGCUAUAUCUGGACAGGAUAAGUUACAGGCGAAUUCCGGUCAGAGGACGAGACCGCAGUCUUUGGCUUUCGAGCAUUCGGAUAGAGGUUAUAAUCAUCAUCAAUCGGAGAGGUUUUCGUCGCAAUUGAUUUCUCCACCUUCACCACUGCCUCUGGAUAACACACAAGAGCCACCUCCACCAGGAGUAUCGAAUGGAGCCAGUUUGGAGUAUAGUAGAAGGCUUCUGGGUUCGGCACUAGAUAGUAUCAACCAUUCAAGACCACGUCGCUACUGAACUAGUGAUAAACACUUGCUCUUCUG